Molecule: messenger RNA, 1074 nt
Organism: Lathyrus sativus (Indian pea)
Lineage: Eukaryota; Viridiplantae; Streptophyta; Magnoliopsida; Fabales; Fabaceae
Source: the annotation of a GenBank genome assembly
AUGGCUUCAUCAAUACAUAACCGCAAACCUAGUGAAAUCUUCAAAGGACAAGCUCAUUUAUACAAACACAUGUAUGGAAUGCUGGAUUCCAUGUGUCUUAAAUGGUGUAUUGAAAUGAACAUACCAAACAUAAUCCACAAUCAUGGCCAACCAAUUUCUCUUUCAAACCUAGUUUCAAUUCUUCAAGUUCCAUCAACCAAAUUCGGUAACCUACAACGUCUCAUGCAUUACCUUGCACACAAUGGAUUCUUUGAAAUAAUAACAAAUCAAGAGUUAGAAAAUAGAGAAGAAGCUUACGCUCUCACCGUUGUCUCAGAGCUUCUUGUUAAAGGAACUGACCUUUGUUUAGCACCAAUGGUAGAGUUAGCUCUUGAUCCAACCUUUUCGGGUUCGUAUCAUGAGCUAAAAAAGUGGAUUUACGAAGAAGAUCUUACACUCUUUGAUAUAACUUUAGGAUCUGAUAUUUGGAAGUUUCUCAAUAAAAACCCUGAAUAUAACCGAUUGUUUAACGAGGCAAUGGCUAGUGAUUCGAAAAUGAUAAACUUGGCAAUGAAAGAUUGUAAUUUUGUGUUUGAUGGAUUGGAUUCUAUUGUGGAUGUUGGAGGUGGAACUGGAACAUUGGGUAAGAUUAUUUGCGAGACAUUUCCGAAGUUGAAAUGUGUUGUGUUUGAUCUUCCACAGGUUGUAGAGAAUUUAUCUGGAAACAACAAUUUGACAUAUGUUGGUGGAGAUAUGUUCGAAUCAAUUCCUAAGGCUGAUGCAGUUCUUCUUAAGACAAUUUUACAUGAUUGGACUGAUAAGGAUUGCAUAAAGAUACUGAAAAAAUGUAAAGAAGCAAUUACAAGUGAUGAGAAAACAGGAAAAGUGAUUGCCAUCGAAAUUGUGAUGAAUGAAAAGAAAGAUAAUAGCGAAAUUACUCUAUUGAAGAUGCAAAUUGAUACAUGCUUAGCAUGUAUCAAUGGAAAAGAAAGAAAUGAGGAAGAAUGGAAGAAACUCUUCGUGGAAGCAGAUUUUAAAGACUACAAAAUAUUUCCCUUGACUGGAUUUUUAUCUCUGAUUGAGAUUUAUCCUUAA